AUGUCUGAUAUCCCACGACGGGUUACUAGAAGUAAAACAAAGAAAAUGGAAGAAGAAGAUGAUGAUGAAGAUGACUUUCUUGAUGACCAAGAAGAAUAUCAUAGUGAUGAAGACCUUCUUGAUGAAGAAGAUAUAAGUGUUGAAGAAGAUGGAACAGAAGAAGAUGAAAAAGAGGAAAGGAAAAAGAAAAGACUAAGAGGUACAAGAACACCUAAAAGUAGAGGAAGGAAAGACAAAGGAAAACCAUUAACAUUUAAACAAAUGAAAGAGUUAUACAUCACUCGAGAGAAUGCCCUUUCUUAUGCAGAUACGGCAAUAUUUGAACGAUAUAUAGUAAAUAAGUAUGUUAAAGUUGUAAAUGGACAAGAAGAAUAUAUAUCACUUGUUAAAUCAGUUGACAUUUCUUCAAAUAUAAAACAAGUUGAUAGAAGAAAAGUUGCUUGGGAUUUAACUAUUGAAACAACUGCAUUUGAUGGGAGUCGAAUAGUUGGUAUUGGUGAAUUAUCAAAUUCAACACUAGGAAUAGAAAAUUAUAAGAGGUAUAUUGAAGAUGGAAAAGAGACUGAUAUAGGAGUUAUGACAACUAAACAAGCUAGAGAAGAAAUUAAAAAAAUAGAAACAAUUGACAACUAUAUACCUUCUGAAGAAGAAACUGACAAAUACAAUGAGUAUAGAAAGAAAGUAUAUGGACUUAAAGAUGAAGAAGAAACUGUUCAGUUUGGUAAAGAGAAUAAGGUUGGACUAGAAGAAGAAAGAGAGGUACAAUACGAAAAUGAUAAAAAAAUGGAGGAAGAAGUUCCAUGUGAUUUUAUGAUUAACCAAGAAAUAUUUAAGUCAUUAGAAGAGUGCAAUAAACGUUGUACUGAAAUGGAAAAUUAUUUAAUAUUUAAAAAAGAAGAACAAAACCAAGUAAAAGAGUUAUGUGAAAAAUUUUUUUUCAAUUACCAAAUUCCUAAACAAACAACCAUUUAUCAACAAACAGUUGUAAUUGCAAAAGAAACUGAUGGAAAAGAUAAAUUAUCUGAAGAGCCUCUUGCUAAGUAUCUGUAA
Entamoeba nuttalli P19 is the source of this 1050-nucleotide messenger RNA. RefSeq lists its product as hypothetical. Gene Ontology annotation, molecular function: DNA binding. The transcript has a single exon. Lineage: Eukaryota; Evosea; Mastigamoebida; Endamoebidae. The record is from RefSeq and is a predicted model, not a curated record. The coding region runs from base 1 to 1050 and encodes 349 amino acids.